This is a messenger RNA of Jaculus jaculus (lesser Egyptian jerboa), 430 nucleotides long. RefSeq names its product cytochrome b-c1 complex subunit 8. The transcript is spliced from 3 exons. The record is from RefSeq and is a predicted model, not a curated record. Lineage: Eukaryota; Metazoa; Chordata; Mammalia; Rodentia; Dipodidae. Bases 89 to 337 code for a protein of 82 amino acids. Gene Ontology annotation, biological process: mitochondrial electron transport, ubiquinol to cytochrome c.
CGCCCUCCGUCCCGGCUUCCGCCGCUGCGGGCGGUGACGUCGCGAAGCCGGUGGAUCGGCGUCGGUGGAGGGCGAGGCCGCCGGCAGCAUGGGCCGCGAGUUCGGGAAGCUGGCGCGGGUGCGGCACGUGAUCUCGUACAGCCUGUCGCCCUUCGAGCAGCGCGCCUUCCCGCACUUCUUCAGCCACGGCGUCCCCAACGUGCUGCGCCGCGCGCGCGCCUCCGCCCUGCGCGUCGUGCCGCCAUUUGUAGCGUUUUAUCUUAUCUACACAUGGGGAAACCAGGAGUUUGAGAAAUCCAAGAGGAAGAAUCUGGCCACCUAUGAAAAUGACAAGUGAGCCACACGUCUGGAUGGCAGUGUCAAGACCUUCUCUGGGAGAGGAGUCUGUGUUGUAGUGUCUUGAAAACAUAAUAAACUUCCUAUGGCCCUA